Molecule: messenger RNA, 372 nt
Organism: Sciurus carolinensis (gray squirrel)
Lineage: Eukaryota; Metazoa; Chordata; Mammalia; Rodentia; Sciuridae
Product: keratin-associated protein 9-3-like
Exons: 1
Coding region: 1-372 (123 amino acids)
Cellular component (GO): keratin filament
Source: RefSeq, a predicted model, not a curated record
AUGGCCUGCUGCUCCACCAGCUUCUGCGGAUUCCCCAGCUGCUCCACCAGUGGAAACUAUGGCUCCAGCUGCUGCCAGCCCAGCUGCUGCGGGUCCAGCUGUGGUAUUGGGGGUGGCUUUGGGGGUGGCUGUGGCCAGGAGGGUGGCUGCGGAGCUGUGAGCUGCCGCAUCAGGUGGUGUCGCCCUGACUGCCGCGUGGAGGGCACCUGCCUGCCCCCCUGCUGCGUGGUGAGCUGCACACCCCCAACCUGCUGCCAGCUGCACCACGCCCAGGCCUCCUGCUGCCGCCCAUCCUACUGUGGACAGUCCUGCUGUCGCCCAGCCUGCUGCUGCUACUGCUGCCCACCCACCUGCUGUGAGCCCAUCUGCUAA